Oncorhynchus kisutch (coho salmon) is the source of this 1503-nucleotide messenger RNA. RefSeq names its product short chain dehydrogenase/reductase family 42E, member 2 (gene sdr42e2). Lineage: Eukaryota; Metazoa; Chordata; Actinopteri; Salmoniformes; Salmonidae. The transcript has 11 exons. Gene Ontology annotation, molecular function: oxidoreductase activity, acting on the CH-OH group of donors, NAD or NADP as acceptor. The record is from RefSeq and is a predicted model, not a curated record. Gene Ontology annotation, biological process: steroid biosynthetic process. Bases 1 to 1464 code for a protein of 487 amino acids.
AUGAAGGACAACGGAGGCUCUCUGUGCCAGGUAGAGCAGCUGCCCUACCCCUGUGUCCCCCUGCCUGACCCAGGAAGUGCUGGGUGCCGUAUACAGGCUAAUAGACACCUCCACAACCACCACCUCAACCAUCAGCUCCAGUCCUGGGUGAGCCGACCAGCCCCAGACCUAACCUCAACCCCAACUCCAGCCUCCCGACACAGGGCCAAUGGGGUGGUGGGUGCCUGGUGCAGCAGCCCAGAGUGUCCAGCCUCCCGCCUGGAUGAAGUGACUGAUCAGGCCUUGAGAGGGGCAGGGAUGGGGACAGGCAGGGUGCUGGUGACCGGGGGAGCAGGGUAUUUCGGGUUGAGGCUGGGGAGAGCUCUGGUCAGCCAGGGAGUGUCUGUGGUGCUGCUGGAUCUUCACAAGCCACAGUGGGAUACUCCAGACGGUACUGUCUUCCAUCAGAGUGACAUCCGGGACUAUGAUUCUCUGUAUAAGAUCUGUGAGGGGGUCGACUGUAUAUUCCACACCGCUUCCUAUGGGAUGUCAGGCCCAGAACAGCUGAGGAAAGAGCAGGUGGAGUCGGUCAAUGUCGGAGGGACGAACAACGUCAUUAAUGUGUGUGUGGAGAAGGGCAUCACCAGGCUGGUCUACACCAGUACGAUCAACGUGACGUUUGCUGGAAAACCCAUAGAGGAGGGCGACGAGGACUCAUUGCCCUGUGUGCCCCUGGACAUGCACAUAGACCACUACUCCAGGACCAAAUCUAUCUCUGACCAGAUGGUCCUAACAGCCAAUGGACGCUCACUCAAAGGUGGGGGUCUCUUGCGGACCUGUGUUCUAAGACCCUCAGGCAUCUACGGGCCAGAAGAGAGACGACACCUACACAGGGUUAUGGUGAAUGUGGAGCGCCGGUUGUUCAGUUUUAGCUUUGGAAACCGCCAGGCCAAGAUGAACUGGGUCCAUGUGGACAACCUGGUGUUGGCCCACAUCCUGGCUGCUGAGAGCCUCACACCCAAGAGGAACUGUGUGGCUAGUGGACAGGCCUACUUCAUCAAUGACGGGGAAUCUGUCAACCUGUUUGAAUGGUUAACACCACUGUUUGAGAAGCUGGGGUACAGCCGACCGUUGAUACACUUGCCUGUCUCACUGGUCUAUUCAGCAGCCAUUCUGAUGGAAUGUUUACACCUGGCUCUGAGGCCAAUAGUGGAGAUCCCUCUGCUCUUCACCAGAAAUGAGGUGAGGAACAUUGCAGUGAGCCACACCUUCAAGAUCGAGAAGGCCCGUCGAGACCUGGGCUACUGCCCCAGACGCUACAGCCUGGGGGACUCAGUGGACCAGUACAUACGGUCCCGACCAUCCCGCUCCAGGCCCUCCCCCCUAGGCCCCUCUCGGACUGUUCCCCUGCUCCUGGUCCUCCUGCUGCUGUUGGGGUUCAGCCUGGCUGUCCUCCUACUUUGCUCCUGGCUCUGGGAUCACUAGGUAGCUACUGUGGCUAAAACUUAAGUAACAGCCCACUAA